Molecule: messenger RNA, 1402 nt
Organism: Anthonomus grandis grandis
Lineage: Eukaryota; Metazoa; Arthropoda; Insecta; Coleoptera; Curculionidae
Exons: 8
Coding region: 100-1383 (427 amino acids)
Source: RefSeq, a predicted model, not a curated record
UCGAACUUCAACAGACAUGACAUUUUGUUUUAAAUAAAAAAAUACUAAUUUUAUAAAUAAAGUACAGCAGUACAUUUUAAAAUUUAUGAUUAGAAGUAGAUGUACGCUGACUACGAAGAUACAGUACUCCCAGUGAGAAGUAAAUUUCGAAUACCGAGCAAAUGUCAAACUCGAAUCUUUUUUGUACAAGAGAAGACUCAUAAGUCUCUCUAUGUAUUAAAAUGGGUGGAACUGGUUUUAGGCCUCCUUUGCUUUACCUUUGGAAUUUUAGUAGCAACCACUACAACCCUCCCAAAUUGGUCAAAAGCUCUGCCAAUAGUCCUUAAUAUUUUUACCAUAGUUAUAGUAGGAGGUGAAGCAAUAUAUCCCUAUUUUGAUAGAUCUCUAAGCAUCCGCCAGCAAGUUAUAUGCACCGCAUUUAACAUCAUUGUGCAUGCAACAAUUACAGCACUCAUGCAUAAAUUCCACAACUGGCAUGAACUAGCUCAAACUGUUAUGUACUUAAACGGCUUCGCAACUAUACUGUUUUUUGUAGAUGUGGUUUGUAGAAUGAUCAUAUGCUCAUAUCUCAGCCAAAUUGUUAGAGUCCAAUCAAUGGUAGAUGUUGCAGUAAGCACUAUUUUUCCCCAAACCAGCAACAACCAGUCAAAUUCAGCAACCCCAUCGCCGGGAAAAUAUAGAUCUUCCAGGUCAUGUCUAACAUCUACUCCUAUAACUUAUGGUGGAACAUUUCCGUUAGGAAAGGAUCAGCCACCAUUCAGAAGUCCACCAUCUGAGGGAUCUAAUCUUGAAAAAGGUGGCCGGAGUCGUUCAGCUCAGACUGCGCAAUAUACUGGCGAUUUUAAAAUACUUUCGCCCAUGGAAUUUAGUUCUUAUUCGAUUGAUAAAAUACCAGAUACCCGACUUAGUCAGAACUAUUACUCACGUUUCAAUAAGGAAGAAAAAGAAACAAAUACUAUGCCUCCAUUUUACUUAGAGGAAGAACGCAGAAAAAAGAUGCUUGUGACUUGCUCGAUGCCAGGUUCUAGUAGAAAAUCCGAAUCCCGAAAGCAAGCCACCAUGUCUACCCCUAUUACUUAUGGUGGAACAUUCGCAGUCAAUAAAGAAAUAGUUCCAGCAACUCCUGAGGGUACAUCUGCCAUCUCUCCCAAAAGCUCCCCUAGAGGCAAGAAGGUCAUCAAGUCCGAAGGCAGCUCCCCAAGAAGAAUCGAUUAUCAAUUAUUUUUCCAAAAUAGUCGUUUGGAUCAAAUAUCCGAAGAAAAACUAUCGCAAAAACGAUCGUCUGAGAGUUGUUUGACAAGCACGACACAUCUGCCUGGAAGUAUUGUAGAAGAAAUUGAGUAUGCGCCGAAAAAAAAUAAAAAUAAUUACGAAUUAAUAUAGAAUAUAUUUUAAAAAAUUA